AUGGCGCAGGCCUCGGGGAUGGACCCACUUGUGGACACUGAGGAUGAGAGGCCCAAGUGGGACAACAAGCUCCAGUACCUGCUGAGCUGCAUCGGCUUUGCUGUGGGGCUGGGUAACAUAUGGCGGUUCCCCUACCUGUGCCAGACCCACGGGGGAGGGGCCUUCCUCAUUCCGUAUUUCAUUGCCCUGGUCUGUGAGGGGAUCCCGCUAUUUUACAUCGAGCUUGCCAUCGGGCAGCGCCUACGAAGGGGCAGCAUUGGGGUGUGGAAGACCAUCUCCCCCUACCUUGGCGGAGUAGGCCUGGGCUGCUUCUCAGUGUCCUUCUUGGUGAGCCUGUACUACAACACCGUUCUCCUGUGGGUCCUGUGGUUCUUCCUCAACUCCUUCCAGUACCCGCUGCCUUGGAGCACGUGCCCACUGGAUCUCAACAGAACAGGAUUUGUGCAGGAGUGCCAGAGCAGUGGCACCGUGAGCUACUUCUGGUACCGACAGACCCUGAAUAUCACAUCUGACAUCAACAACACAGGCACUGUGCAGUGGAAGCUGUUCCUCUGCCUGGUGGCUUGCUGGGCAACCGUGUACCUGUGUGUCAUCAGAGGCAUUGAGAGCACAGGGAAGGCAAUCUACUUUACAGCCCUGUUCCCUUACCUGGUGCUAACUAUCUUCCUUGUAAGAGGUUUGACCCUGCCUGGAGCAACAGAGGGCUUGACCUACCUGUUCACUCCCAAUAUGAAGAUCCUUCAGAAUCCACGGGUGUGGCUGGAUGCAGCCACCCAGAUUUUCUUCUCCCUGUCCCUGGCCUUUGGAGGACAUAUUGCUUUUGCAAGCUACAACCCGCCCAGGAACAAUUGUGAGAAGGAUGCCGUGAUCAUUGCCCUGGUCAACAGCAUGACCUCCCUGUAUGCGUCCAUCACCAUCUUCUCCAUCAUGGGGUUCAAGGCAUCCAAUGACUAUGGGAGGUGCCUGGACAGAAAUAUCCUGAGCCUCAUCAAUGAGUUCGACUUUCCAGAGCUUAGCAUCUCCAGGGAAGAGUAUCCAGCUGUCCUCAUGGACCUGAAUGCCACUCAGGCCGAGAGGGUGGCCCGACUUCCCCUGAAGACCUGCCAUCUGGAGGAUUUUCUGGAUAAGAGUGCCUCGGGCCCAGGCCUGGCCUUCAUCGUUUUCACAGAAGCUGUCCUGCACAUGCCAGGGGCUUCCGUGUGGUCGGUGCUCUUCUUUGGGAUGCUGUUCACCCUGGGUCUGUCCUCCAUGUUUGGGAACAUGGAGAGUGUCAUUACACCACUAUUUGACAUGGGGAUCUUACCCAAGGAUGUACCCAAAGAGGCCAUGACUGGGGUGGCUUGCCUUAUCUGUUUCCUCUCAGCCAUCUGCUUCACGCUGCAGUCCGGAAGCUACUGGCUGGAGAUCUUUGACAGUUUUGCAGCUUCUCUGAAUUUGAUCAUCUUUGCCUUCUUUGAGGUGGUUGGGGUCGUUUACGUUUAUGGGAUGAAACGGUUCAGUGAUGACAUUGAGUGGAUGACUGGGCGAAGGCCCAACCUCUACUGGCAGGUGACAUGGAGGGUGGUGAGCCCUAUGCUGCUGUUUGGCAUCUUCCUGUCCUACAUCAUCCUUCUGACCCAGAGAUCACCCAGCUACAAGGCCUGGAACCCCCAAUAUGAACAUUUUCCCUCAAGAGAAGAGAGGAUCUAUCCGGGCUGGGUGCAGGUCACCUGUGUGCUCCUGUCCUUCCUGCCCUCACUGUGGGUCCCAGGAGUUGCUCUGGCUCAGCUACUGUCCCAGUACAGGCGGAGGUGGAAGGACACACAUCUGGAAAGUGGUCUGAAGCCAUAUGAGAGCAGAGGCUGCUGAGGGGGUGAAGCCAGGGUAGCCCAGGAUGGGAAAGAAGGCCUGUGCCACUCAGAUGCAGCCUCAUUACACUCUGUCCACUACUGUGACCAUGUGGUUAUUGCUUUCCCAGCUUUCUGUGUUGUGGAAGACUCAUCAGGGCAGCUACAGGUUGUCCAGUGGCCAUCUGUGUGAGGCCAUUCCUCCAAAUCUAAGGCCCCACAAUGCUAGGGUGCAGUCUGUGUGAACAUGGCUUCCUCCUGAAAUCUAUGCUGAUUUGGGCCGCCCUGAGUGUACUUCAUUGGCAUAGUGGCAGGACUGUUGAAUACCUUUUCUAUGAAUGGCCUCUACAUUGCUAAUUCCAGAAAUCCAGCCUUAAUGCUGUCCUUCAAAAGACAACUGAGCUCAGGGGGAGGAACCUGACAGGCAAGAAACCUCUUCCUCCUUCCAUAUUGUCCUGGAGUCACUACACAGGUGCAGAUGCCAGAUCAGUAGAGAACCCAGUAUCCCACGCCUUCAACCAGUGUCACAGGGGUGGGGUGGCCAUAAGCUGAGGAGGUAUUGACUGUAUCACUGACUCAUCAUAUAUAUUGUCAUUUUUAUUUUCUGAGUGUCUAAGUUUUGUUUGUCAAGAAGAUAUAGUCAGUUUCCACUCUCUCAUGAAAGGGAUAAUUACUCCUUCACAUCUGUUCUCUCACUGGGACUCUGUAUUGCCCUGUUCUCUGUAGCCUUCUGGCACAGCCAUGGCUCCAGAACCAUAGAGGGCUCUUUUCCUCAGUGCCUCAGUGCUCGGAGAACCCCCUCCCUCUCUCCUUCCUGUUCUUCUGUUUUCUGCCCCUUUCAUCAGCACUGUGAAGUCAGGGUCAUCUCUGAAACCCGGGACCCAGGACAAGAAUGCUUACUUCUGACAACCAGUGGCUUUGUGAUGUCACUGACUGCCCAGGCACAGCAGACCCUGGUGUCUCCAAGGAGAGCUUGAUGGCUGCUGCUGUCCAUGGUGCUGA
Acomys russatus (golden spiny mouse) is the source of this 2828-nucleotide messenger RNA. RefSeq names its product solute carrier family 6 member 18 (gene Slc6a18). Bases 1 to 1848 code for a protein of 615 amino acids. Lineage: Eukaryota; Metazoa; Chordata; Mammalia; Rodentia; Muridae. Gene Ontology annotation, biological process: sodium ion transmembrane transport. The transcript is spliced from 12 exons. Gene Ontology annotation, cellular component: plasma membrane. The record is from RefSeq and is a predicted model, not a curated record.